CUUUUUGUCUGAAUCAGUUGUUGCAGAGGAUGACAGGUGUUUUCCUACAGCUUACAGUGGCCUUAUGCCCAAGCUAAAGCCUUCAAGGUGGCAAGUGAGAAUUUUUCAUUGUCCAAGAUACAAAAUGUCGGGAAGUGACAGCCCUUCCAGUGGUUGUUGCAGUGGGAUCAAUACUCAGAGGAAACAGUACGGUAUAACUUGUACCUUCGCCGUGUUUGCGGCUUUGAACGGUAUCAUGAUGUACAUGGGAAUCCAAGCGAUCCAUAUCUGUCCGGCUGAGCGGAUGGUGCCCAACUACCUCAUUGUUGCCGGAAGUCUGAGCUUAAGUCUGCUCUUGGUUCGACUGGUGGUCUCUCAUUUGUUGAUCCCAUAUUUGGAACAAUCUCAAUCUCCGUUGAUGGAUCAAGACGGCCUUGAGGCCUCGCAAGUUCGAGAGAAGGCCUUGGUUGGCACUUGGUUCUUGAGCGUACUCACCAUUUACGACAGCUUCGCCUCCGUGUUCAGUACGAUUUGGUUGGUGGUUGGAAGCAUCUAUGUUUAUGGCGUGUCGCCGGACUUUCAACACCGAGAUUCGCCGAAAUAUUGCGACUACAAUGCCUACAUGUUUGCAUUUGUGGUGAUCACCAUUGGGUACAUUUCGUUGGGAUUGAGUAUCUUGGCGGCUCUAUUUGCUUGUGUUUGUCGAUCCAACCGGGAAUGAUGGGCAAAAACAGACAAUGCAAUGCAUUUUAUUUGAGUAUUUUUGCCCUUUCCUUCAAAUCAAUGCUGUGACGAAUAAAUGAGGAAAGAAUA
Tigriopus californicus is the source of this 792-nucleotide messenger RNA. RefSeq names its product transmembrane protein 272-like. NCBI's taxonomy places the organism in Eukaryota, Metazoa, Arthropoda, Copepoda, Harpacticoida, Harpacticidae. The transcript is spliced from 2 exons. The record is from RefSeq and is a predicted model, not a curated record. Bases 65 to 700 code for a protein of 211 amino acids.